AUGACAAACAUAUCUCAAAAUAAUGAAUUAAAGGACUGGAUUAAAAAAAAAUUUAUUACAUAUAUAAAAUGGAAUGAUCUGGUUGGUAAUUCGCCAGUUGGUGCAGGUCAUUUUGGAGUUGUAUAUAAAACGCAUUGGAAUAGCAUGAACAAAGACGUUGUUCGUAAGACUCCAUUCCUAGAAAAUAAUGAUGCUAUUCAACAUGAAAUACAAAUAUUAGCUAAAGUACAAGCUUCUGACAAUAUUAUUCGUUUUUUAGGAAUUACACAAGAACCAAAAAGUAACAUUUAUAGUAUUGUUAUGGAAUAUGCUGAUGAGGGUGACUUGCGAACCUAUCUAAAAAUCAAUUUUCAAAAUCUUGAGUGGGAUAAAAAGUUACAGCUAGCCUUUAAUAUUGCAAAUGGAUUAAAUUGCCUACAUUGGUAUCACAUAUUGCAUAGGGAUCUUCAUUCAAAAAACGUAGUUAUACAUAAAGGAAUUGCAAAGAUAACUGAUUUUGGAAACUCUAAAAGUAUGGAUUCCCAAACAAGUGUGCAUAAUAAUGUUUUUGGAAUACUUCCAUAUUUGGCGCCAGAGUUAUUGGAACCUGAUCUUCAACGUCUACCAUAUUCAGUUAAGACUGAUAUCUAUAGUCUUGGAGUUUUAUUUUGGGAGAUAUCAAGUGGAAAUCCACCACUUAUGAAUUUUACAAUUGGUCCGACUUUAGCUAUUGCUAUUAUGAAUGGAAAGAGAGAAGAAGUAAUUCCGAAUACACCAUAUGAUUAUCAUGAACUUUAUACUUUCUGUUGGGAUCAGAAUCAAGAUAAAAGACCUAUGAUUCAACAUGUAUAUUCAGUGUUAGAAAAUAUGUUAGAAAAGUUACAUAAGAGUGUUGAAAAAGAUAGCGAAGACAUUAAAGUUAUCAAUACUAUACAUCUCACAAAAGAAGCUUCCGAAAAUCAAAAUUGUAGUGAUACCACUUUGGUUAACUUAGAAGUUCUUUAA
Funneliformis mosseae is the source of this 984-nucleotide messenger RNA. NCBI's taxonomy places the organism in Eukaryota, Fungi, Glomeromycota, Glomeromycetes, Glomerales, Glomeraceae. The record is from the annotation of a GenBank genome assembly.